GUCCGACCUUUAUAUUGGAUAGAAAAUACAAUCACUUUCAUUGUACAUCUUCAAACAGCCACAAGAUGUUGAAACUAGUGGUUCUUUUCUGCGCAAUUGUAGUAGUAAUAUGUCAAGAAGAUACAACACUUCCUGAUGAAACUACUCCUGAACUAACCACUAUAGCACCAACUCGUAGACCUUCAGUGACCUGCCCACCAUUUGACCCAUCGAAACCUCCAGUCUACGUACCUGAUCCAGUCUACUGUGAUAUAUUUUACGAAUGCUCCGGAAGUACCCCCUUCGAGUUCCACUGUGCUCCCGGAACGAACUUCAAUAUCGAGAAAGGUCUAUGCGACUUCGGAGUUGACUGUGGAGAUCGUUCAACAACUAUUGGAACAACGACGGAAGAAACAACACCAACACCAUCAUUCUGAUAAAGAUAUGUUCAAACUUUAAUAAAACUUUAACCAUU
Molecule: messenger RNA, 454 nt
Organism: Diabrotica balteata
Lineage: Eukaryota; Metazoa; Arthropoda; Insecta; Coleoptera; Chrysomelidae
Source: the annotation of a GenBank genome assembly